AACCGCGUAAAAAAAAACCGCGUAAAUUCCAAAAUCCGCGUAAAAAAAAACCGCGUAAAUUCCAAAAUCCGCGUAAAAAAAAACCGCGUAAAUUCCAAAAUCCGCGUAAAAAAAAACCGCGUAAAUUCCAAAAUCCGCGUAAAAAAAAACCGCGUAAAUUCCAAAAUCCGCGUAAAAAUAAACCACCCUAAAUUUUAAAAUACACGUAAAAAACUAAUAGUCAGUGAAUUAUUGAUAUAAAAUGCAACCCAUAUUCAAACAAAUUGCAUAUUGUGUGCAUAUAUUGCGUGACACAAGGCUUCACGAAGGUAGCUCCUUGGCCGAUUGCAUGUAAAUACCUGUUUAACCGUUUGAGUGCGGAGAAGCGCGAUAGCGCUCCUCUUGUUUCUGCGGGGAGCACCUUUAAACAUAGGAUUUUGUCUUUCUGGAACAUGUUGGGGGUACAGAUUGAAAAUGUCCAGAUUCUACCGCUUAUUGCUCAUCCAUUUUUCGAUGGAUUUAACACGUUAAGCCCCGAUUUUUUCGUGCUCUGCUUCCCAUUCAGCGCGCAUCAAGAGCGUUUGAACAAUAUAAGUGUCGGUCCCAGCUCCCGAAGAUACUUAUUGUAUAAAUAAAAAACAGUCAGAGAUUCAACUAGAAAGUAGUUACAAGUAGGUUUUUACGCAUUUUAUGCCUGUUUUAUCUUUGAAUUAUCUGUAAAUCGCUACAAGUUGUUGUUCCGUCCAACGUGCAACAACCGAGUGGUAAGUAAAGAGCUGUUUGGUUAGGUGGCAUGACCAAAAUACGUAGAAGCAUAUUUUAACCCUGCCUCAAAUUACUAUUUUAACAACAAAUUUCAAAUGUAAGAGUAUACAAACUGUUUCUACAGUAUCUUAUAUAUGUAUUGGCUACAUUGAAUUGUUCUAAAAGCAUACCUAUCUGUUAUAUGGUCGGUGUUAAGUCAGACCGGGCCAUGUGACAUUUUUAUGAUUUCGAGAAAACGAACAUAAAGUUUAAUGCUCUGCAAUUUACAAAGCAUUUAAUUUUUUCGUUCAAUAUUGUUCUCAGAAGUUUGAGCUACUCUCUGCCAAUACUGUGAUGUAUGAUAGUUGUAAAAAAACAUCAAGUAUCAUGCCAAAAAAGGCUGUUAUUUGGCUGCCUAUACGUACAAAGUCCGCUCUGACUGAACUAAAUGAUGUAUUUUUUGAGAGUUGGUUCACUAUGACUGAACAAUUCCGAACAGUAUUCGUCAAUAUAUCGUCAAAUUUGAACUCAUUGUCAUCGUUACAGCCUAAAUCGCACUCUGAAAUAGUAUAUUUUGCGAUCAUUCACACUGCAUUUUUCACUGAUCCGUUCAGUCGGAGUGAACCAAUUUUAUUUUUAUGCAGUCGGGCACAGCGUGUGUUGGUGAUGGCUAGCUCAUAGUUGCGCUGUGGGAGGGGUACUCGUGGUUUGUGGGGUCGUGUGCAAAUUAUGUGUGCUGCUAGAUGCUGUCGCUUCAGUUCGUUCGGUGUGGAACUGAACACAUAUAAAAGGACGAAAUCGCAUUAAGAAGUUAUUCGUGAUUUAACCUUGCAGUGAAAGUUAAAGUGAAAGUGCAGUUCCUGAACCGUGGUGGUUGUAGAGUCUAGCCAGUUUGUGUUCGGUCGAGUUCGGCCAGUUCCCAGCGAGUUACCCAACCUUGGGGGUAAUCGUGUGCAGUUCCGCUUUUCGACAGUUAGCUGAAGACGUCAGCAGUAUUCAAAAUUUUUGAUUAAAGGCAUACUCUAAAAUGGCUUCGCAAAAAACCGCCUUCAAAAAAAACAGAUCAAGAGUGUCUCUUUCUUUGGAAAUGAAGCUCAAUAUUUUGGAUGCCCUUCAAGAUGGGAAAUCUGUUGCAAACGUCGGCAGGAAUUUAAAAAUCAACGAAUCGACUGUGCGUACAAUUAAAAAGAAUCAAGAUAGCAUCAGACAGACAGCAGCUCAGGGCACUAUCUAUGCAACAAAAUCCUCAUCAUAUACACGAGAUCCAUUGAUGGUCAAGAUGGAAAAGGCACUUCAUAUGUGGAUCGAAGAUCACGCGCAGAAGAAAAUACCCUUGGAUCAGGAAUUAAUAAGGGAGAAAGCUUUGAGCCUUUACCUUUGGUUAGAGAAGAAUGAGCCGUCUUCAAGUAAAAAGAAAGACUUUACCGCGAGUAAGGGAUGGUUUUAUAACUUUAUACGUAGUAAUUCCAUUCGCAACGUUAAAAUCAAGGGUGAAUCCGCAUCGGCCGAUGUUUCGGCUGCAAAUAGUUUUCCUCCAAAGCUCGCUAAGAUCAUAAAAGAAGGUGCGUAUCAUGGUGACCAAGUGUUCAAUGGAGAUGAAACGGGUCUUUUUUGGAAAAGAAUGCCGUCUCGUACCUACAUUACGCAGCAGGAGCAAUAUGCCAGUGGUUUCAAAGCGGCCAAAGACAGGGUUACCCUGUUAUUUUGCAGUAAUGCUUCAGGCGACCUUAUGUUGAAACCGCUAUUGAUCAAUCGUGCUAUGACGCCCCGCUCGUUGAAGGGGGCUGAUUUCAACAAACUGCCAGUGCACUGGAAAGCUAACACUAAAGCGUGGGUCACAAAAGCCGUUUUUGAGGAAUGGUUUUACGAUAUGUUUAUUCCGGAAGUGAAAACAUACUUGGAAGGAAAAGGUUUGGAGUUCCACGUGCUUUUGAUUUUGGAUAACGCUCCAGGACACCUAGUUAUCAAGCACCCAAACGUUCAAGUUGUGUUUCUUCCACCGAAUACAACUUCUUUGUUACAGCCUCAAGAUCAAGGAAUAAUUGCUGCUUUCAAGAAGUUGUACAUUAAACAAUGUCUUCGGUACAUCCUCGAAAAGCUUGAAAGCGAUGAAACGAUGACGGUAAUUCAAGCGUGGAAAGAAUUUAAGAUAAGAGACGCUCUGACGUUCAUAGGAAAGGCUCUGUCUUCUAUGAAAUCUAAAACAUUGAAUUCGUGCUGGAAGCCACUAUGGCCAGAAUGCGUGAAAGCUGGUUCAACAGACCCUUCAAAUGUGGAAGAAUCAGAAAUUCUCAUUCUGGCACAUGCAAUUGGAGGGAAAGGAUUCAAAGAUAUGGAUAGUAGAGACGUUGAAGAGCUUCUUGAAGACACCGAAAUUGAAGAUGAUGAACUGAUGCAGAGUUUAGUCACAUCGGAGCCUUUAGAGGACGAUGAAGACCGGGAUAUCAAGCCAUGUGAUAUCGAAGACGGGAAUAAAUUAGCGGAUACCCUCGUAAAACAUUUUAUGGAAAAGGAUCCUUGUGUUGAGAGAGCCGUUUCAUUUCGGAAUGAUUUGAAACUGUGUAUGCUUCGCUACAAUAGAUUGAACGAAAAAACACAGCCAACAGUUAUCGAUGAAGAUGACGAGGAUUUCAGCUUACCAUUGGAACGCAGACGAUCUCGUCCGAUUUCUUCGGAUGAGGAAGAUAUCGCCACAUCAUCUAACCGCAAACAUCCACGUGUUGCUAAUGAUAGUGAUUAGAUCAAUAAAAGAAAUUCUUUUUUCCACUUGACUACAAUAAAAUUGAUUUAUGAAUACAUUGGUAAAAAUAUCAUGGUAAAAAACUAAAAAUAUGUUUAAUUAAAUUUGUCUAAAUUCCGAAAACAUUUGUUUGUAUUGUAAUUUUUUCAAAUUGCAAAAAUGCAAUUUGAAAAAAUUACUUUCGAACUACUGGACCGCUUCACAUGAUCGAUAUAUCAAAUUAAAGCCAAUUAGCUAGUCUUUCUUGAAAAAAUGUUAUACUAGCAAAACAGUUGGAUUUUGUUUUCGUAAUUAUUGAUUGUAUUUGUUUGCUUAUAGUUUACAUGAUCCAAGGACGCUAUAUUUUUUUAUGUUUCUUGAAAGUUCUGGUUUUUCCACACAAGAUAAUCGAAAAUCAGAAAUGUGAUUUUUAUCGUUUUCGAGUUAUGAGUUUGCCGAUGGUCCGAAAAAUCAGAUUUUUCUCUUUUUCUAUAAAUAACUUUUUUCUAGAAAGAAGAAGCUUUCAAGAAAAAAAUAUUUAAAAUAUAGUGCCCUUGGUCACGCAACCAUAUAAACUAUAAAAAACAAGUACAAUCAAUAGUUACGAAAACUUGGCAAAAUUGGUUGUACUGUUCGAAAAAUGAGAAAAAAUGUUACUCUAUGUUUCUAUAUUUUGUAUUUUAUAUGAAACAUCUAAAUUGGUAAAUUUUAUCAACAAUUAGAGCGACAAAAACUCUAAAGUUUUUAAUUUGUUAUUAAUUUUAUCAAAAAAAAAAAUGCAUAAUAAACUUGAUUGUUUCUUGAAAUUUAAUUGAAGCUUUCUGAACGCUCUAUAAUUUGUUCUUCGACAUCUAGCUCCUAUAUUUUCUUAUUCCGCAGCAAUAUCAUUUUAAACAAUUCCUGGUGAGUCUUCAAUUAGAAUUUCCUAAUUACCACGGUUUUUACUCCAUUGUACUUAUAAUAUCCAAUAAACUUUCACCUUAACUUUGAAAUAUUACUUUUUUUCUUUCUUGAAAAAAGGCUAUUUGAGAUAUAAGACUUUUUUUUCAAACUGAGUGUAUUAUAGUCCAAAAUUGUAUAUAAUCGAACCAUAGAUAAUCGUGUCAGUAUAUAAUCGACUCUGUAUAUAAUAGAGUGAAUAUAUUACUUCAGAAAUCCGGUUUCAUUAUUGUGGUUUUAGUUGAAAACCUGACCAAGAAAAUUCAUUUUGCUUUCGUUGGAUUGCGCCUGCGAACUAUGUGCUACAAGAACGGAGCUUACAAACAUCUUUACAUCAGUUGCUCCACAAUUGGACUGUACUUGCAUCCUAAUUUGUGGACUAUUGCUGUAUUUGCCUGAAAAUAUAGUAUCCAAACUACAGUUCGGAAUAUGAAUCAUGCGUCGAAACUUGAUUCAAAUUCCGAUCACUACUUUAAUACUAAUUUUAAAGAAGAUGUCUGCAUAAAAGAUUUCUAGUAGAUCCAUACCUUUUAUAGCACUUAACAUGAAAACAGCAUACAAAAUAGUUAUACAACUACAAAAACUGAAAAACUGCGGAAUUUGCUAACGCAAACAAUGUGUUAUUGGUUUCGACACAUUUUUUGCAAAUGCUUAGUCUUAUGAAUUAUAAGCUGUAUCGAUACCUGUAAAUGUUAUUUGAAUGUAGCCAAUACCUCAAACAAUGUCAAGGCUUUCAUUAUUCUAUUAUUUAUAACAUUAAAGUUUAGUAAAUUUACAUUUGAAAAUUAAGUGUUCGGAAUUUGAGACAAAACAGUACUUUGAGCUCCAUCAACCAAAUGUGUCUAUCUUUUGAGUCGUAGUAAAUGAUAUCUGCUUCUAUGAAAUGCUAUAAUAUGCAUGAACAAAUUCAGUUCAGAAAAAAGCAAAAAGCGUUUGAACUUUUUCACCGUGGAGAAAUAUUAGGUUGUCUUAUGUCCGAUUGGGGCAGUCUUUCUUUGGAAAAAGUAAAUAGCCUUUGUGAAUCACGAAUAUACAUAUUUUUACUGGUAGAUGAAGAACAAUCGCUAAGAUCGGACGCAAAUAGAUAGCAUCCUUUUCUCCAGAAUAGUAAAAAAAAACUUGAACCCUCGAAACUGUAUUUAUUUCUAUACAAACAUUUGAAACAAACCAUCUCGAUUACUACGGCAAAAAACUUCACCACAUAUGGUUAAGGGUGCUUCAAGUAACUCAAUUUUCAAAUUAGGCUUUUCAAAAGGAAUUACAUUGCUUAAAAGUGGUAUCUCUCAUUCGUUCAA
Molecule: messenger RNA, 5676 nt
Organism: Toxorhynchites rutilus septentrionalis
Lineage: Eukaryota; Metazoa; Arthropoda; Insecta; Diptera; Culicidae
Product: tigger transposable element-derived protein 1-like
Exons: 2
Coding region: 1751-3463 (570 amino acids)
Cellular component (GO): nucleus
Molecular function (GO): DNA binding
Source: RefSeq, a predicted model, not a curated record